GCGCGAGCCGCUGCGGCCUCCCGCGGCUCGGGAGGCGACUCCGGGGACUCAGGCGAACGUCGCGGUUCUGGAGUUGCAGCUGGCGGAGGCGAGGGCACGAGUGAGGCUCCACGCGAAGCGACUCUCCAGCAGCAUGCUGACGGCAAUGGAGGCAGAGGCCUCGCGACUCCAUGCCCAAUUGCUGACGGCACAGAUCGAACAGACGAAGCGGGAGAUUUGUGCGCAACGUUUCCAGGCGCCCUCCCCGGCACCCAGUCAGCCUUCGAGUACGGCUCUGGGUCAGCUGCCCGAUCCGACGCCUUGCCCAGCGACGGUCACCGACAGGGCCUCCGCCUCGGCUGCCGUCCCGGCUCUCCACCCAGAGCCCAGCCCGGCCCCGCGGGUGACAGUGUACGCGGACGACGUGGUACGCUGGUGCCCGGCGCCGAAGUUGGCCCGAAGCGGCGCAGAGAGACCCCCGACGCCACUGGAGGCGGAUCUGUACUUCGAGCCGGACUUCGUGCCGAACUGGGACCCCCCGGACGAGGAGCUGGCCUCACAGCCAGACGCCCUGGACGAAGAGAUGGGCUCGUACCUCGCCGCCCCGGGCGGAUCCCUGGAAGUCUUCCCCCUUCGCCUGCGGCUCGGCGCCCCGCUCGGCGCGGAGGCCGCCCAGGCGUCGGCCGGGCGCCCCAUAGCCGACGCUCGGCCCAGCGCCCUGCCCAGCGGCCAGCCCAGCGCCCUGCCCCGCUGCACGACCGCCGCCCCGACCGACGCGCGGCCCGACGCCCUGCCUGGCUGCCGGCCCGGAGUCCAGCCCGGCUGCGAGCCCGACGCCCUGCCCAACUACCAGCAGCCAGGCGCCCCGGCCGACGCCCAGCCCAGCGCCCUGCCAGGCUGGGAGCACGGCGCCCCCGGCGACGCCCAGCCCGACGCCCUGCCCGGCUGCCAGCCCGGCGCCCCGGCUGACGCUCGGCCCAGAGCCCUGCCCGGCUACCAGCCCGGCGCCCUGCACGGCUGCUCGCCGGGCGCCCCAGCCGACGCCCAGCCCAGCACCCUGCCCUGCGGCGUGCCCGGCUGCAAGCCCGGCGCCCUGCCCUGCUAUCAGCCUGGCGCCCCAGCCGACGCCCAGCUCGGCGCCCUGCCCGGCUGCGAGCACGGCGCCCCCGCUGACGCUCAGCCUGGCGCCCUGCCCGGCGCGCAGCCCGGCGCCCUGCCCGGCUGCCAACCCAGCGCCUGCAGCGACGCCCAGCCCGACGCCCUGCCCGGCUGCCAGCCCGGCGCCCCGGCCGACCGGCCCAGCGCCCUACCUGGCUGCCAGCCCGGCGCCCUGCGCGGCGGCACGCCGGGCUGGCGCCCUGCCGGGCCUGCCUGCCUGCUCAGCGACGCCCUGCCCGGCGACCAGCAGCCUGGCGCCCCAGCCGACGCCCAGCUCGGCGCCCUGCCCGGCUGCGAGCCCGGCGCCCCCGCUGACGCCCAGCCUGGCGCCCUGCCCGGCGCGCAGCCCGGCGCCCUGCCUGGCUGCCAACCCAGCGCCCCCGGCAACGCCCAGCCACGCGCCCUGCUCGGCUGCCAGCUCAGCGCCCCGGCCGACGCUCGGCCCAACGCCCUGCCCGGCUACCAGCCCGGCGCCCUGCGCGGCUGCACGCCGGGCGCCCCGGCCGACGCCCAGCCCGGCACCCUGCCCUGCGGCGAGGCUGGCGCCCUGCUUGGCUGCCUGCCCAGCGACGCCCUGCCCGGCUGCAAGCCCGACGCCCUGCCCAGCUACCAGCAGCCCGGCGCCCCAGCCGACGUCGGCGCCCUGCCCGGCUGCGAGCCCGGCGCCCCCGCUGACGCCCAGCCUGGCGCCCUGCCCGGCGCGCAGCCCGGCGCCCUGCCCGGCUGCAAACCCAGCGCCUCUGGCGACGCCCAGCCCGACGCCUUUCCCAGCUGCCAGCCCGGCGCCCCGGCCGACCGGCCCAUCGCCCUACCCGGCUACCAGCCCGGCGCCUUGCACGGCUGCACGCCGGGCGCCCCAGCCGACGCCCAGCCCGGCACCCUGCCCUGCAGCGAGGCUGGCGCCCUGCCCGGCAGCCUGCCCAGCGACGCUGCCUGCGCCCUGCCCGUCGUCCGGCACGGCGCCGGGCCCCGAGCGCAGGCCGUCGUGAGCUACACCUCUGCGUCGUCUGGCCCGUCGGGCCCCUCGCGAUCACAGCAGCAGUGCAGCGCGGAAUACCUAGCCGUGUUGGCGAAGAUCAGGGCAUGGAACGAGAACGGGGUGGAGGCCCGCACCAUUCUGGAACGACUAGACCACAGCGCGGAGCGCCUGCAGCGCAGGGGCACG
Messenger RNA from Prorocentrum cordatum, 2302 nucleotides. The record is from the annotation of a GenBank genome assembly. Lineage: Eukaryota; Dinophyceae; Prorocentrales; Prorocentraceae.